AUGUUCGAUGUGUGGGCGACCUCUCGAGCAGCAGGUUCUCAGGCCUUCACCGAGAGCUGGUCCAGCUCGGAUAGAGAUCAUGCUCCGCAUCAUGGAGGAAGCGUGCGUUCGUCGACGUUCUCCUCGUACGUGGCCGGCGGCAAACGGGGCAGCUCGGCUUCGGCCGUCUCCGCGACAUCCGACAAAGGAGAACUCGUCGACACGUUCAGCAAGCUUAACCCCAAAGUUCUAGUGACAGCCGAAAUUUUUUUCUCAAGAAAUUUGACCGGUGGCUUUUCCUGUAAUGCUAACUGUCUUCAUUUGGAUGCACCGCAAACGCUGUUGGAUAUGAUUACUGGAGAGUUGAUCAAGCUCGGAUACGAAGCAUGGCAACCUCCACUUGGUGAUCCUGGAGUCGUUGAACAUCAACGAAGGCCAGAUCUGUUCUCAACGCCAACUCCGUCGACGACAUGCUCGACGCCGGCAUCCAAACACAAGUAG
This is a messenger RNA of Cylicocyclus nassatus, 480 nucleotides long. The record is from the annotation of a GenBank genome assembly. NCBI's taxonomy places the organism in Eukaryota, Metazoa, Nematoda, Chromadorea, Rhabditida, Strongylidae.